This is a messenger RNA of Olea europaea var. sylvestris, 1289 nucleotides long. RefSeq names its product nudix hydrolase 9. Bases 56 to 973 code for a protein of 305 amino acids. NCBI's taxonomy places the organism in Eukaryota, Viridiplantae, Streptophyta, Magnoliopsida, Lamiales, Oleaceae. The transcript has 9 exons. The record is from RefSeq and is a predicted model, not a curated record. Gene Ontology annotation, molecular function: GDP-mannose hydrolase activity.
AAAGCUUGACAAGUCAUAAAACGCUCCAGCGGAAGAGUGCACUAAUUUGGCGGCGAUGGCGAAAAUGGAGGAAUGUUAUGGAACCAACGGUCACGAUCUCCCCGCAUUUAAGCUUCUUCUUUCAUGUCCCUCUGGCCUCUCUCCAUCCCAGGUAUCUGUAGUUUUUGAUCAAUCAUAUGAUCGGAUUCCUCAUCCGGAUAUCAGUUUGGAAAAUUCCAUUUCCGAGAUAUGGGAUGGGAGAGUUCAACAAAAUUCCUCUCUCUUCAAUGGACUAAAGUUUAGGUAUGGAGGAUACAUCCUUAGUGGUGGCAAUGAUUCCUUUCAAGAGACUCAUGUUUGCCUUCACCUUGGUCUCACAGAUUAUAGGACAUUUGUUGGAACAAACUUGAACCCUUUGUGGGAAAGAUUUCUUUUUCCAUCUGAAGAUGAUUGUAGAUGGUGUCAACACACCUCUAGUCCUCUAGGAAAUGGUGCAAUUGUAGAGACAUCUGAUAGAAAAAUACUUGUGCUGCAAAGAAGUACUAAUGUCGGUGAAUUUCCGGGAUCCUUUGUUUUCCCUGGUGGCCAUCCAGAGCCCGAAGAAGUUGGAAUAACAUGCCAUCUGAAUGACGGAGAGUUGAACUGUCAGAUGGUCAAUGGAAAGGUUUCUGAAGAAAUGUUUGAUAGCAUCAUUCGUGAAGUAGUUGAAGAAAUUGGAGUUCCUGCUGCUACCCUGGGCAAGCCUGUCUUUAUUGGCAUAUCCCGCAGAGUGCUGAAUGUUAGACCAACUGCUUUCUUCUCCAUUAAAUGCGGCCUUCAGUCGGAGGAGAUUCAACAGCUUUAUACUAAUGCUCAAGAUGGCUACGAAUCAACCAAGCUUUAUGCCGUGUCAGUGAUUGAAUUGGAGGGCAUGAAAUCUAAAAUGCCUGGGUGUCACCAAGGAGGAUUUGCACUGUAUAAGUUGAUGUUAGAUGCUGCGGAGAUACCCCGAUGAGACUACGUCAUAUCUUCUGAAUCGAGAGACAUCACUCAAAUUACACGAAUGUUUUGUUGCUGCAUUUAUGUUGGUAAUAUUGUUUAACAAAUAACGAUUUCCUGAAAAUAAUGUUGCAUCUUGGUUAUGCAUCAUCACCCCUACAAUUUGCAUGCAUAAUUUUAUUCUUAGGUCGAUUUUUGUGCCCUCAUCUGUUUAGAAUUUCUAUACUUGGAUCUCCAGAAAACAGUGUUUUCUAUCCUCUGUGGAUGAAUAAUUUGGUAUUUUGUGCACUUUUCAUGCUCACCAGAUCUAUAAAUGAAAUUUUUUGGUUCAA